GGCCCAAGUAAGGGUAGAACGUAUCCACAUAAAAGUGUACCUGCCUCUUUAAUAUAACGUUAAACUCUCAUUCGCUGCGUGGUCAACACACCGUACACACGUGAGGUUUCGUGAGACCUGGAAUAUGGGUCGAGAUGCAAUCAACUUGCACUGCUUUCACUACUUUCACUACGACAUCAACGUAGCACCACCGCUUCCCGAUCUCUCAUGGAUCACAAGAGUCUGGAUCGAAACUUGUGUGUCACUAGAUGUAUCCAUAGCUCAAUAUCCAGAGUCCGCGUACCGGUGGAGAGUGGAACGCAAGGGCAUUAACCAAGAAUUGGCAUCUUUUAGACUUCCACGAUGCAGCUUCGUCUUCUUCCGGUUACCAGUUUUCUUGGUCCCCAGUCCAGCGGGAAUGCUACGACUCUUAAACGGAAACCGCUUCAGGGAACGUUUCCUUGAGGGAUCCCUUGCCUUUCACCACGACUUCUGGUUCAAACUCUGGCCUCUGGUUGGUUUCGCGACCUCUUCCGCGACUUCGUCUGCAAUCCGCGGCCGAGUGUGUGAUUCAAUAUCGCGCGAGGUAUAUCGCUCAGCCGGAGACGGGUAUGAUCGUUCAGGGGUCGCUACAUAUUGCAUAUGUAUUGCCUGCCGUUCAAGUCACAGCCAUGGAGUGUACCCUCUCUCCGUGAGAUUCCUCCAAAGUCCCAUCUUCGAGGCUUCCGAGGCUAUUGGGUCUUGAACAUGCGUCCUUGACAUGACCGGGGCCAUCUCCCAAGUACCGCUUAACAAUUUAGACAUUCGUCGAUAGAGGCAAAAAUCCAGACUGGAAGUUGGGGGCAUCCGGCAUGUGUUGUCCAAGGUGGAUGAAUCUGAAUCAUGAGAGCGGUGAAUGGGUUUCGCCACGAGGCCUCUCUAUCCCGAGGCCGACGAUGUUGUUGAUCAAAUCGACGC
Messenger RNA from Colletotrichum acutatum, 936 nucleotides. RefSeq lists its product as uncharacterized. The transcript has a single exon. NCBI's taxonomy places the organism in Eukaryota, Fungi, Ascomycota, Sordariomycetes, Glomerellales, Glomerellaceae. Bases 125 to 724 code for a protein of 199 amino acids. The record is from RefSeq and is a predicted model, not a curated record.